Messenger RNA from Athalia rosae (coleseed sawfly), 5009 nucleotides. It is a transcript of the gene Pvr, whose product is annotated as vascular endothelial growth factor receptor 1-like. The transcript is spliced from 23 exons. Gene Ontology annotation, molecular function: transmembrane receptor protein tyrosine kinase activity; ATP binding. Gene Ontology annotation, biological process: protein phosphorylation; positive regulation of kinase activity; multicellular organism development. NCBI's taxonomy places the organism in Eukaryota, Metazoa, Arthropoda, Insecta, Hymenoptera, Athaliidae. The record is from RefSeq and is a predicted model, not a curated record. The coding region runs from base 233 to 4510 and encodes 1425 amino acids. Gene Ontology annotation, cellular component: signaling receptor complex.
GAGAGGAUGACGACGGUUUGAGGUGUGCUGGCCUCCGCCUUCGAGGUUCUGGGUAGUCCAACCGCUGUCGAUAGAAUGGGAAAGUUGUCGUUGUUGAUUGCGGGCCUCCGCCUGAUGGUGAGUGUCUGCUAAUUAGAAUACGUAAAAUCAAGAUAAAAUAUAUUCGGCCUGUACAAGGCAAUCACGUUAUUUUACAUGUGGUGACAAAGUGCAAGAACUUGAAAUCGUUGAAAUGUUAAAACAACUCGAGCUUGUGUGUCUCUUGGUCCUCAUCGUCUCCGAAUUUAAAACAGGAGUUUCGGCUCGGCGAAAACCAAAAAUAAUUCCAUCAGAGGAUCUAGUUAUCCAGGAAGGGGAUACUUUGCGGAUAGAAUGCAGUGGCCUAGGCAAGAUCCGAUUCGUGACACAGAGCAUGUCUGGAAAUGUAGAUCGAUCAACAGCUAACGUCACAUAUGACGAAUCCUCCAAUACAUAUAAGUUCGUUAUUUCUCAAGCAGCCGCCGUAGACACAGGGUGGUAUGCUUGUGCGGAAGAGGGUGUGGAGGUAAUAAAUAAUGAUCAAAACAUCCAACAUUCGAGCGAAGAGAUCAGUUGGGUUUACGUAACCGUGAACUCCACACAACUUUUUUCGGUAUUGUCGAUAUUUGAAAUAUUACAAGUAUCGUCAGGCAGUACCGUGGUAAUACCCUGUCUGCCAACAUCUCCAGAUCGAAUACCGGUCCUCUCUGAAACUUCAGGCGCGCUGCCUGCCGCGAUCAGUUUUACGCCAAGGAUCGGAUUCAUUUUAGAAAACGUAGAUAACGGUCAACAGGGAGCAUACCUGGCGUGCCAAAUCUACGCUAAUCCGGAAAAUGCAGAUCUAGAGAUCGCCCCUAUAGAGGAGUCUUCAUAUAUUUUGGAAGUUUUUGCGUCUGUUCCACCCGAAUCGCCAAAAAUCAACACCGAGCUUGUCUACCAUGUUGUCCGCGGACAGGAUGUGACCCUAGAGUGCAAUGUCACCGACCCAAAAAUGACGCACUUAACGUUGGAAUGGGAUACUGCUAGAAUACCUAAGGACAGAUUAAGUCGUGGAAACACGAUUCAAAUUAAGAAUGAACCAACCUGGAUGGUUCGGGAUAUUAUUCAUAACGUUGAGGACAGCGAUCAGGGUGUAUAUAAUUGCAAUGCUUACGGUGCAGGGUCAAACAUAAGUAGUCACUCAUCGAUAAACCUCACAGUUUCAGAUCCUGAAGACUACUAUAUCAAUUGCACCUUGGACGGUAACGCGGAGAUAAAACUCAAGGAAAAAGCAACAGUCGUAUGGAAAAUAGGCAUUGAUUCGUAUCCAGCAUCCAAUAUAACGUGGUUCGAUAACCGUGGGAUAGCAAUUCCAGAAGUUGAGAUAGGCACCGACGAUUCCCGAAAGUACUCGCACUCCGUUAGUUUGAGGGAUCAUUGGUUCAGAAUAUCUAAUUUAAAACUUGCGGACAGCGGUGAGUAUGUGAUACGCGUUGACACUGGACAUCAAUCGGAAGACAUCCGCCUGAGACUGACAGUAGUUUCGGAGCCGGUCGCUGACAUUAUCAAUUCAUCGUCAUUCUAUUUUCCGGGAAAACCUACCUUAUUCACUUGUAUGACUAUGGGGUCACCGUUACCAAAUGUAACAUGGAGUUACUCGGAAUAUCCGAAUUUUCCAUCGAAGGAAGUUCAUUCGCUCAAAUCUUUAUCAAAUUACGAAAAUAGACCGCAGGCCAGGAACAAAUUCACCUUGGAGUCACAUUUGAACGUAACGUUGAACGCGAGUGGAUUUCUGACGUGUAGAACUUGUAAUGAGCUCAACUGCCAUGAAGCAACGGAACAAAUUUUUCUUUCUGAUGUGGGUCACCCUUUUCAUAUAAUCUCUCCAGACGAGGUAAUCGUGGGUGAUAAUAUUACUGUGAUAUGUGGUUCUUCCGUUUAUAAUUACUCGGAGAAAAUUCAAUGGACAAAAGAAGACUCGACAGAUCUUAAAGACAUCCCAGGAAAACUGUCCGUCCGCUGGGACAGAACGAACUUUACCCACCUGUCUAUUCUUGAAAUAUACAACAUAACGAAAUCUGAUCGAGAUAUGUACGUAUGUGAAGCUGGAGAUAAAGAGGGUAACUUGGAAUUCCGAAACUAUGAUCUGAUUGAUAUCAUUGAUCAACAAGCCCCCCAUAUCACGACCAACAUGAAUGAAUCAAAGAUUGUUAUACAUUUGCCACGUGAUAGCGGCCAGCCGAUGACUCUCAGGUGCGACGCCACAGGAAAGCCAAAGCCAACACUGGCCUGGUACAAGGAUGAUGUACAACUAGCCAGCGACACGCGGUUCAAGAUAUUGGAGAAUAAUUCCGGGCUUCAUAUCAGAGUUUUUGUCGACGGUGACACCGGGAGAUAUUCGUGUAAAGCUAGAAAUCGUAUUGGCGAGGCAGAACGCUAUAACGAUAUUGUAAUCGAAGGUGGAAAGGCGGGGGCACAAAUAACGAUCUGGGUCAGUUUAAUUGGCGUUCUCAUCGUGAUUAUCAUAGUCGUGAUUACUUACAUGGCUAUCAGGGUGCACCGGGAGAGGGUCAUGAGAAAAGAGCUGCUAGAAGCAGGGCUGGCACAUUUCGAAGAAGGAGCAUUGGAGUGUUUGAAUCCAGAUUUGACUGUCGACGAUCAAGCAGAGUUACUUCCGUACGAUAAAAAGUGGGAAUUUCCAAGAGAACGGUUGAAGCUUGGCAAGCAACUGGGGAGCGGUGCAUUUGGAGUGGUGAUGAAAGCAGAGGCACGUGGAAUUUGCGAAGAAGGGGAAGUUACAACUGUUGCAGUGAAAAUGGUUCGCCGUUCGGCUGAGCCAGCUUAUAUGAGAGCUCUCUCCAGCGAAUUGAAAAUUAUGAUUCAUCUUGGCAAACAUUUGAACGUUGUCAAUCUUCUCGGAGCUUGUACCAAGACGAUUCUUACUAAACGAGAGCUUUACGUGAUUGUGGAAUACUGCCGUUUCGGAAGCUUGCACACCUAUUUACAGCGCCAUAGAAGUAGUUUCAUCGAUCAAAUCGAUCCUGCCACUCAGAAGAUUAAUCCAGAUUUCGGAAUGGAACCUAUCGUCAGAAGUGAGAGCAUUGGCAGUCAGAAUAGGUUAACGUAUGCAGCAUUGUCAUUUUCUCGCAGUAUGAGCAUAAAAUCAUCCGACAGUAACAGCGCCAGUGAACAAAUUGACUACCGUCAAGGAGAAUUUGGAGAUGUCAGCAUGAGCCCCGAUGGGGGUGUGCUCAGUAAUAAUUCGAUUCAACCCGGGUGGCGAUCGAACUACCGCGGUGACUACAAGGAGAAAAAUUUAAAACCAAUUUGUACUCAAGACCUGCUUUGCUGGGCUUGGCAAGUUGCACGCGGCAUGGAAUACCUCAGUUCUAGAAAUGUUUUACACGGUGAUCUGGCAGCGCGAAAUAUCCUCCUUGCCGACGAUAACAUCGUUAAGAUUUGUGACUUUGGAUUAGCCAGAAAUAUGUACAAAGAUAAUAAUUACAAAAAACGAGGGGAAGGACCAUUACCGAUAAAAUGGAUGGCCAUCGAAUCCAUCAGAGACAGAAUAUUCUCAACCCAAUCGGAUGUUUGGUCAUUCGGAAUAGUCUUAUGGGAGUUUUUUACGUUGGCUCGUACUCCUUACCCUGGAAUGGAAGCUGAAGUACAGUGCGACAGAUUAAUCGGCGGGUACCGCAUGGAAAAACCGGAUUACGCGACUGAUGAAAUAUAUGAAUUUAUGUUACGUUGCUGGAAGGCAAAGCCAAGUUUGCGCCCUACUUUUUCCGAGCUUGUUGAUACAAUUGGAAAUUUAUUGAAUCAAAACGUUAAAGAGCAUUACUUUGAACUGAACAACCCAUAUUUGGAAAUGAACACCGAAGACACGGAAAACAGGAAAACCGAUUACUUGACCAUGAUGUCCGCUCCUACUCACGACUACCACGACUCUCCUAAUCCAGCAGAAGCGACACGCGUAGAUUCGGCCUACCUUACAAUGAGUCCACUCAACAAAACCAACGAGCCAGGAAUAUUCAGUCCUCGACCAGAUUUGAACGAAUCUCACUUCAAUUUCCCUUCUCCAAAAAGUAAUACUCCUAUCCAAUCCGACUCGGAAGAUUGCAUCGAGUCUGCACCAAUGCUCACAACCGAAGAUGAUCCUUAUUUGAGGCCGAUUAAUGUACAGCAACGACGAGCUGAAUUUUCGCGGCAAGGUAAAGACCAGCCAACCGUAGAACGGGAUUCGGGAUAUUGUAAUCUCCCGAACAGUCCUCAGUUUUCUAACAUGAAAGUCCAUUCUUUGGAAAAUGUGGAAAACUCGGAUCGAAAUCUUAAGUCAAAGUUACAAAAAACCGACACCAAAGAUUUGACUCCGCAUAUAAUUAGCGGAAGUGACAAUUACGUUAAUAUGCCACAACAAAAGAAUGAUCUACUUAAGGAAAAGGUGCAAGAUAGCUUCAGCAACCCGAGUUACGUUAUGAUGUCCAAGCUACAAGAAAACGGACAAUUUGUGUAACGCAAUAUCUAAGUUCUUCCAAGAAUGGAAAGUGCCAUAAAUUUGCAGGGGCAUACUUGAUUCAACAUAAGCGAAUCCAAUGCUGGCUGUAAUGUACCAUUAGUCGUAAGCUAAGAUAUUGAAUUCUCAUUAUUUUAAUAACACUAUUCAUUAUUUUUCACCAUGUCUUCCGAUUGUUUUCAUUAUUUUUUGUUGGGUAUAAGCUGUGGGUAAGCUAUGGGCGAAGUUUUAUGCAAGAGCGCAGGUACGUACGUACUUACGUACUUGUUAUACCAACUAUGUACAAAAAUGAGAACGGAGGCUACAUAAGUUUUUUAUACACUGAACAUUGAUCAUCUUUUGUAAAUCGCCGUGAAAAUGCGUCUAGCAAUUAAGGAAAUUCUCGUGCCUUAUGUAUUUCAAAGUAUAGUUACUCAAUGCUGGAAUGAAUAUAUUAGAUUUCAGCAUAUAGAUGAUAUAAGUUUUAUAUUUAAGCGAAUAAAUAUAAACCUGGAUUAUA